Messenger RNA from Pseudozyma hubeiensis SY62, 624 nucleotides. RefSeq lists its product as hypothetical. The coding region runs from base 1 to 624 and encodes 207 amino acids. The transcript is spliced from 3 exons. Gene Ontology annotation, molecular function: deaminase activity. The record is from RefSeq and is a predicted model, not a curated record. Lineage: Eukaryota; Fungi; Basidiomycota; Ustilaginomycetes; Ustilaginales; Ustilaginaceae. Gene Ontology annotation, cellular component: cytosol; mitochondrion.
AUGUCAUCGACAACUUGGCUAGAGAACUUUCUAGAGACGGACCUUCCAAGUAGAGGCGAAGUGACUCGAAGUCAAGUUGCGAGCUUCGGCGAUUCCGAAUACCGAAUUGGUCUCAGACCGAGGAGGUGGAGGAAACGGAGAGGUCGCUUUGUGACUUUGUCGAUACGCUGCGACCGCGAGAAGCAUGUUCGGCAAGCAUAUCUUACAUUCAAUAGCCCCAUCUCCAGAAGCCUCAUCUCCGAGUUCCCCGCUGAUGACGAGCGCAAUUGCGAUAAGGUCAUUCACACCACCGAGGCACCCGGUGCGGUCGCGCCUUACUCGCAGGCUGUGGUCCACAACGGCGUAGCCUACGUCUCGGGCUGCAUUCCUUUCACCCCACAGAUGAAGCUUGUCGAAGGUGGAAUUGAGGAGCAGACCGAGCAGGCGCUCAACAACCUGUUCGCCGUGGUCAAGGCCGCCGGCUCCGAGCCAUCUGACAUGAACAACUUUGAGAAGAUCAACGCCAUCUACGAAAAGCGCUUCGCUCCCUUCAAGCCCGCCCGAUCCGCCGUCGAAGUCGCUCGUCUUCCUAAGGACGUUGGCGUCGAGAUCGAGUGCAUCGCUGCCGUGAAGUCCAACCUAUGA